AUGGCCCGACUAAACGAACCCCCCGUAUCUACAGAUAGCAUCGACACGCUACGUAGGAAGCUGUUGCGCCAAAACAGAGACCUUGCCAGAGCAAAUGCUGUUCACUUGAAUCGCAUCCACAACCUCGAAGCAGAUUAUUCUCGUUCCCUAUCAGAAAACCUCCAGUUGAAUGGUCGAAUUAUUGAGCUGGAGAAGGAGCUCGAGGACAGCAAUGCUCGGAGGAUAGCAGACCACGCCCUGGACAUCAGGUCCAGACUCGAAUCUCAGUUAAUGGACUGCAUGUCGCUUCUUUCCAAUCUCGGUCAAGAGCCUCCCACGAAAAGGCACGCGAGCCCCCGAGGCAGACGGAUUUCCAGAGCAAGUCUGCCGCGUGGCAGCCCUCCCCAGAGACGACCGCCACGUGAGCCAGUGAAGGACACAGAGGCUCGAGCGCUCCAGGAGGGCCGUCUACCACCUAUUACAGAGAACAAGUCCUAUCCGAGGGCAACGCUUGACCGUGAGCAGAUCCUAGCUCUGUGCUCAGAAGCCGCCGACACGACCGACACGACAGACAACGCCGAUACCGCCGACUCUCCCGAACUUGGUCCGCCACCAAUGUCCCGAUUCGUAGAUACAGACUCCGUUGAUAUCGGAUCCCCUCGUCAACCCCUGAGUGCCGCAGAACCGCAGGCAGCCACAAGUGGCUCGCCGGUGCAAUCGCCAUCACCAGCGCCAGUAGCUCCGGCACCCGUAUCCCGAACGGCACAGAAGCCCGAGAGAAAUGUCAUUGUGCGGCCCGAUCCUGCAACCAAGACAGAAGAACUCAGACCCGAUGCCAAGCGACCACCCAAGGAGACUCCCAUUUUGCCCCCCGUGCAUCCGAUCGUUGUCAAGGCUGGGUCGAAGAGAAAGCACAGCAUGGGAGAUGACCUAGCCAAGGUCACCAAACCACCCAUCGAACCCUCCAAGUCGAAGGAGCCCGAACAACGUCCGCUUGAGGCACGCGAGCAACCUAGCGGGCAGACUCUGAAAGAGCUCGCCAACAGACGCCGUGAAGCUAGAGAACGGAUGUCGGCACCAGUCAACUCGAGAAAGCCUUUGUCGGCCAAGAGCACGAAUGACGACAUGGCUUCUCCUGUGAAGAGCUCCAAGGACGCAGCAAAUGACUUGAAGGCCGCUCCUGAGAAGCCGAAGCCGCGCGCAGCAAGCCAGCGGGCCGCGCAGAAGAUUAGAGAGGCUGAGGCCGAAUCCAGAUCCGAGCCUGAGCCAGUCGAAGUGGUCAUUGCCACUGUGCCAUCGCCGGCACCCACUGUUGAUGUCCUGCCGAGCACAGAAGCCGUCCCUAUCGAAGCAGCUCUCCUUUCUCCAGCAUCCCCUGAGCCAGCGUCCAGAAUGAGCCUGCCGAGUGUUCGGGACACGCCCCCGCCAAACGACAUCUCUUCUCAAGGCGAAACUUCGCGGCCAAGCAGGCGGGCGCGAGCUUCGGUCAGCUAUGCAGAGCCGAAUCUGCGUGACAAGAUGCGACGCCCUACGAAGGAACUUUAUGACGCCGUUACCGGUCAGACAAGGUACCUUCAGCGUAGUGGCAGCGCCAGUUCAGACCCAUCUGCGACGGACGCGGCACCAAUAAUUAAACGCGAAUCUUGUGACGAUGCUACUUGGCAGCAGAUUGCGGCUGCUGCUUCACCGUCUGCAAUCAGUCGGCAAAGUCAAAAGAGCCCCCAUGAACCCAUCGACAAACCGACAUCGCCGGAACGGCUGCUCGCCGUCGCGAAACCAAUUCGUAAGAAACGGUCGUCUGCCAUGAUGUCGGGCUCGAUCAGCGAGAGCGAAGGACAGAGACCUUUUCAACAAAACCCUAACAGCUCUACUCCCCUAGAGAAGACGACCAGCCGUCAAUCGACGUUGUCGCCCGAAAGGGAAGCUGAUCCUUACGAGUUCCCCGCCUCAACUCCAGCCAGCGACACAUUCCGCGUCUCUGAGUCGAAGGACCUCGCUCUGCCACCGCGCCAGUCCAAGUCAUCAAGACGAGCGUUGUCUGCUACGAGGGAGGACUUCAGAGUUGAGGGGGCAGACGGGAGCCAACGGCCCAAGUCCAGCGGGCCCAGGAAGAGAGCGUCGAUGGUCUUGCCCAAAAGAAAUCGCGCAGAAGCAGAAAGUAUUGAGGAUAGCAGCUUCGAGAGUGUGGAGAGCAGCGACUUUCAGGAAACAAGUUCCAAAGUCUCGAUGCGGAGAAGGAGCAUGAUGUUGUAA
Colletotrichum phormii is the source of this 2232-nucleotide messenger RNA. RefSeq lists its product as uncharacterized. Gene Ontology annotation, cellular component: nucleus; chromosome, centromeric region. Gene Ontology annotation, biological process: meiotic chromosome segregation. Bases 1 to 2232 code for a protein of 743 amino acids. The record is from RefSeq and is a predicted model, not a curated record. The transcript has 3 exons. Lineage: Eukaryota; Fungi; Ascomycota; Sordariomycetes; Glomerellales; Glomerellaceae.